AUGUCAGGAACCGUAACAUGGUAUGUUGCCCGUUCGCCUCUAUCAUCGUGCCGUGCAGGUGAGGUUCCGCAUUCAAUAGGCUAUCUAAACCAUCUGAGAGAGCUUAUCCUUUGGUCUAACAAUCUUACAGGAGAGAUUCCUUCUUCACUAGGAAACCUUUCUCGUCUCACAAUUGUUGACCUUUCUCAUAAUGAUCUAGUAGGUGAGAUUCUGAAUUCAAUAGGCUAUCUAAACCAUCUGAGAGAGCUUGUCCUUGGGUCUAACAAUCUUAGAGGAGAGAUUCCCUCUUCAAUAGGAAACCUCUCUAGUCUCACAAAUCUUAAUCUUUCAACCAAUCUUUUGGUAGGUGAAGUUCCACCCUCCUUUGGAAACCUAAAUGUGCUAAGAGUCAUAUAUCUUGGAGGCAAUAGCUUAAGUGGCAGUUUUCCUAUUUCAUUAGCCAAUCUAACUAAGCUUACCGAGUUUUCCAUCUACUCUAACAAAUUCACAUCCACGCUUCCAUCAGACAUGAGUGGAUUUCACAACUUGGAAAGUUUCCUUGUUUAUGAUAACUCAUUUGUAGGGCCUUUCCCUAAGUCAUUGCUCUCAAUUCCUUCAUUACAAUAUUUACGUUUGGGAAAAAACCAAUUCACGGGAUCUAUAGAGCUUGGGAAUACAUCUUUGUCAUCCUUUGAGCUUGAUGUUCUAGACCUUUCUCAUAACAGAUUUGAUGGCCCAAUCCCGGAAAACAUAUCUGAAUUUAUCAACCUCUCCUACUUAUUCCUUGACCACAACGAUUUCACAGGGUCAAUCCCUAGAUCAAUAUCAAAGUUAGUCUAUAUCCACGAAUUACAUCUUUCCAACAAUAAGUUGACAGGUGAAGUACCAAGUUUCAUAUGGGGAAUACCGUGGACGACUCUUUCUCACAAUCUUUUGAGCAGUUUUGAAAACUCCUCACAAGAAAUAGAGAGGUACACGUUGGAUCUGAGUUCAAAUUCAUUUACCGGACCAUUUCCCCAUUGGAUCUGCAAGAUUAAACAAUUAUUUCUCUUAGAUUUGUCUAACAAUUUCUUCAGCGGAUUGAUUCCUUCAUGUUUAAGGAAUAACAUGGUUUAUCUUGCGGAAUUAAGUCUGAGCAACAAUAGUUUCAGUGGAGCUAUUCCAGAUAUAUUUACCAAUGAUAGUAUGGGUCUUUUAAGAUCAGUGGACGUUAGUCGUAACCAGUUGGAGGGGAAGUUUCCAAAGUCCUUGAUCAAUUGCGAAGCUCUUGAACUUGUGAAUGUAGAAAGCAACAAAAUCAAGGACAAGUUUCCAUCAUGGUUGGGAUCUCUGCCGUCACUACGAGUACUCAGCCUCAGAUCGAACAAGUUCUAUGGGCUGUUGAAUCAUCGCCACAAGUCCAUUGGGUUUCAGAGUUUAAGAGUAAUCGAUGUCUCACAUAAUGACUUCACUGGAACUCUCCCACCUUACUACUUUUCCAGCUGGCGUGAAAUGACCACAUCAACCCAAGGAAAUGACUACAUGGUAAAUGUUGUGAAUGAAUUAAUUCAAGAAUUUUCAUUUGAACCUACAAUCUAUCGCUCGAUUGAAAUGGUGGUCAAAGGAGUAGAUAUGAGGUUUGAGCGAAUCCGAGAGGACUUCAGAGCCAUCGAUUUCUCUGGAAACAGAUUUUAUGGCAAAAUCCCGGUAUCCAUUGGCUUUUUGAAGGAACUGCGUCUCCUCAACUUGUCACACAACUCAUUCACAGACGAUAUCCCUCGAAGCUUGGCAAAUUUGACAAAUCUCGAGACGUUGGAUCUCUCGAGUAAUAAUCUGUCAGGUGAAAUCCCUCAAGAUCUUGGUAAGCUCUCUUUUUUGUCAUACAUGAACUUCUCCCAUAACCGUCUCCAAGGUCCAGUGCCACGAGGCACACAGUUUCAAAGGCAAAAUUGUUCUUCAUUCACGGACAACCCUGGACUCUACAACCUCCAAGAAAUCUGUGGAGAAAGACAUGUCCCGGAGCCUCCUUCACAGCAUCACGAGGAAUUGCCUGAGGAAGAGGAAAAAAUGUUCAACUGGAUUGCAGCUGCAAUUGCCUAUGUACCUGGUGUCUUUUGCGGAUUGGUGAUCGGAUAUAUUUUUGCUUCAGACAUACAAGAAUGGUUUACGGAAAAGUUGGGUUGA
Messenger RNA from Raphanus sativus (radish), 2142 nucleotides. RefSeq names its product receptor-like protein 12. The record is from RefSeq and is a predicted model, not a curated record. Gene Ontology annotation, molecular function: protein binding. The transcript is spliced from 2 exons. The coding region runs from base 1 to 2142 and encodes 713 amino acids. NCBI's taxonomy places the organism in Eukaryota, Viridiplantae, Streptophyta, Magnoliopsida, Brassicales, Brassicaceae.